This is a messenger RNA of Symbiodinium necroappetens, 568 nucleotides long. Lineage: Eukaryota; Dinophyceae; Suessiales; Symbiodiniaceae. The record is from the annotation of a GenBank genome assembly.
GUCGCAUGGGCAUUCGUGCCGGGCCUCGAAGGAUUCGCAGACAAUCGUUCCGCUGCUGCAGUUACCCGACUUUCGCAAUGCAUUGCUGAGGGGUUGGAAACAGGAGGAGGACAAGGACACGAUCACCAUUGGCCAGCAUAAUUUAAGGGCCUUCAAAGCGGCGGCAAGGGCCUCAAAGCCUCUGCCAGUCAAGAUUGGUGGAGCAGGCAAGCCCGCAACAGCCAAGAGGACCCGCAUCGACACAAACUUCAUGCUCUUCAUGGAUGUCAUGUCGGAGGGUGUCUACGAGCUCAUGAAGAAGUGGCACGAGAAGUUCACGGUCAAGAAGGAGCAGUUGCAACGUUGCAUCAACAUUGGGUGGAUGGCCGAGGGGGCCGCGAAGAUGAACCCAUACUAUCGAUGGAACCGGGAAGCCUGCACCCAGGAGUACUGCGCGACUCAGCCCCUCACGUCACAUGGCGGCCCUCAACCAUGUGCAAACAUUGCAGGAUGCCCUGACGCGGUUCGGGUCUACCCGGCCGUCCCCUUCCUGCUGCCGCUUUCUUAUGAGACAGAGCCAAGCCGGUGA